Messenger RNA from Cataglyphis hispanica, 900 nucleotides. RefSeq names its product enkurin. Lineage: Eukaryota; Metazoa; Arthropoda; Insecta; Hymenoptera; Formicidae. The transcript is spliced from 3 exons. Bases 209 to 721 code for a protein of 170 amino acids. The record is from RefSeq and is a predicted model, not a curated record. Gene Ontology annotation, cellular component: acrosomal vesicle. Gene Ontology annotation, molecular function: calmodulin binding.
AUGAAGCAUCUUUUGAUUGACCAAUCAGGACAUAAGGAGCAAAAACUUCUUUGUCCUGAUUGGUCAAUAGAUUUGUCGCGUUACUUACACUUUCCACAUUCGGGUAAUGUAGAUAACAUCAAACGGAACGAUAUACGUAUGCCCCUCGCUAUAUUCUUUUUUCUAUGGCAAUCGCAUAUAAGCGAAAAAAGCACGUUAAUUAGGCAGAAUGAUGGAUCUUCCGAAGAACUUAUUCGUCGCACGGGAAAAGAAUUUUAUUAAACACAAUAUCCUUCGCGUAAAACGUUCCUAUCCUGCAGAACCCAAACAACGAUUCGUCGAUACUCGUUAUGGCAACACGCAUGAUUUAAAAAGCAGCGGAUUGCUUCCAAUUUAUGUGCACAAAAAAAAUUAUGGAAAAGUACCGAAAUUUGUUGCGGUGAAAGCCGAUGUAAGCGUAGAAACUGAAACUAUCAAACAACGUGAUUUUGAUGAAAAUAAGAUGUCAAAAAUAUCUUCAUGUCGAUACAUUGAUAAAGAGGAACGGAAAGUAUUAUUAGACGGUAUGAAGAAAAAAUGGGAGGAAAUGAUGAAACAAUUCCAAAGAUUGCCAUUUCUUUCCGACACUUUACCAAAAGCGCAAAAGAAAGCAAAGAUGGAGCGUGAAUUACAACAACUCGAAAAAGAUAUAGCAACUAUCGAGCAACAUCCUCAUAUAUACGUUUAUGACAACAACGUAUAAUGUCAAAUAUAUUAUGCAAAAUAUUAUACGCAUAUAUCUCUCUAUCCUCGUAUCAAAUUUUACAAAUAGAAUAUUUUUAGGCACAAUUUCUUAUAUGGAUUAUAUCAUGACAAUAUUAUUUUACAUUAUAGAUUAUAUUUAAUAUAAAAAAUAUAGAAAAUUGACGCAUAAUGAGUAUA